AUGACGUCUCCUCCAGAUAGCGCUCAUUCUGUUCCGGGCACUUUUACACCUUCUGAUUGUGGAAAGGUUGAUACCUGUACUGUUGUCGUUGUCCCACCUCAAACGACUACUGUCACAGCUCCUCCUGAUAGUGCUCAUUCUUACCCAGGUACUUUUACACCUUCUGAUUGUGGAAAGGUUGAUACCUGUACUGUUGUUGUUGUUCCUCCUCAAACUACUACAGUAACUGUUCCACCAAAUAGUGCUCAUUCUUUCCCGGGUACUUUUACUCCUUCGGAUUGUGGUGAAGUCGACACAUGCACAGUUACUGUUGUUCCUCCACAAACAACCACCGUAACUGUUCCGCUAAACAGCGUGAAUUCUGCUCAUGGCACGUUCACACCAAGUGAUUGCGGAAAUGUCGACACUUGUACCAUCACGGUUGUCCCACCUCAAACCACCACGGUUUUUGUUCCUCCAGAUUCAGCGCAUCCUCUGGCUGGCACUUACAUUCCUUCGGAUUGUGGAAUUGUCGACACAUGCACUGUUGUUGUUGUUGUUCCUCACGUUACUACAACACUAUCUACCAUGCCAAACAGAAUGUAUCCUAUUCCUGGAACAUACACCCCUGAGUAUUGCAAUGAAGCUGACGUUUGUACUGUGGUUGUUAUUCCUCCACAAACUAUCACGGUAACUUCUCCUACCGACAGUGCUCAUCCUACUCCUGGAAGUUUCACUCCUUCGGAUUGUGGAAUCGUGCCCACAUGUACAGUCACUGUGGUGACACCAGACCCUGUGGCAUCUUCUAGCAUUAUAUCUUCUGCCUCUCCUUCACAGUCGAUUACAUCCUAUCCCCACACGAUCGCUCCGAAGGUUUCGACUAUUCCCGAUGCUUCGUCUCUGGAAUUUUCUUCGCAAUUGUCUAGUUCCGUUCUGGCUAGCUCUGUUAUUCUGUCUAGCAGCGAAUCUGCGAGUGAACUGUCUUCUGCUGACCCAAGCUUGUCUUCAUCUGACCCAAGCUCGUCUUCAUCUGAUCCAAGUUCGUCUUCGUCUGACCCAGUUUCAUCUUCUUCAGAAACCAGUUCGUCUUUAGAACCAAGCUCGUCUUCUUCUGACCCAACUUCAUCUUCGGCAGACCCAAGCUUGUCUUCCUCGGAAGCCAGUUCGUCUUCUAUGGAUCCAAGCUCGUCUUCUUUAGUACCAAGUUCGUCUUCAUCUGAUCCAAGUUCUGAACCAAGUUCUUCGUCAUCUGACCCAAGUUUGUCGUCAUCUGAUCCAAGUUUGUCUUCUGAUGCGAGCCUGUCCUCAUCUGACCCAGUCGUGCCUUCUUUCACGUACAAUUCAGACUCUGUCUCUACUGAAUCGACAUAUCAAGACCCAGGGGUUGUUACUGGUUCUGAUCCUAAAUUCUCAACCAAUACUGAUCCUCGGUCGUCUUCCGGCUUCCCAUCUGUGACUUUUGAUGUCCCUGAGUUUAGUAUCGUGUCGAGCUAUUCUGAGGCUUCUCCUAUUCCUCGUUUCUAUGGAAAUUCUUCUUCUUCUUCUUCUACCUACGUUCCAAUCUCCACGACUUCGAAUUCGAUCCCAUCAUUCUCCGAUUAUCCACCCGACUCUCAGUCACCGGAAUUGUCGAGCUACAUUAUUACACUGACUUUGCCAGACUCUAAUAACCCUGUUGUUGAGACCGAGACCGAAACCGAAACCAGUACCGAAACAACAAUAGUUGACCCACCGGCUGAGGUUAGUACGGAAACCGAUGUUAUUGAAACAACUAUACUCGACCCUCCUGCUGUUAACACAGGAACAACUAUUGUUGAUCCUCCUGCUGUGAACACGGAGACUAUUGUUGAUCCUCCUGCUGUGAACACGGAGACUGUUGUUGAUCCUCCUGCUGUGAACACGGAGACUAUUGUGGUUAACACAGGAACAACUAUUGUUGAUCCUCCUGCUGUUAACACAGAAACUGCUGUCGUUCCUCCUGCUGUUAACACAGAAACUAUUGUUGAUCCUCCUGCUGUUAACACAGAAACUGUUGUCGUUCCUCCUGCCUCUAACACAGAAACCGGUCUGUCUGAGACAGCUACUGAUGUUCCUGCCAUCGGCUCUGGUGGUGUUUCUUCUGAUGUAUACAGCUCCCACUUUGCUACAAAGAUUCUUACGGAUGAUGCUCCACCUAAAUCCGGAGGCAAGCUUGAUUCCCCAUCGAGCUCUGGAUCUGUCCCAGAAAGUAGUGGAGGAGUGGAGAUUAAUUCUAUUCCUGGUGUAUCCAUUGAAUACCUUUCAGCGACCUCCUCUGCUUCUGGUGCCACACCAGAUGCUUCUGUUUCGCCAAGUUCGCCUUCUCUGCCUUUGAUCACAAUCGCAGAAGGUUUGAGCAGCAGAAAAUCAAUUGGCAUUUCCAUGAUGGCUGUUGUUCUCGCUUAUUUAUUCUAA
Messenger RNA from Clavispora lusitaniae ATCC 42720, 2412 nucleotides. Its product is annotated as PA14 domain family protein. The record is from RefSeq and is a predicted model, not a curated record. Lineage: Eukaryota; Fungi; Ascomycota; Pichiomycetes; Serinales; Metschnikowiaceae.